AGCCGGUGCUGCCGCGGCCGCCGUUGUCCCCGGACGCGCUGGGCGCGCGGGGCGAGGCGGUGCGGCUGCAGCUGCAGGGCGAGGAGCUUCGGCUGCAGGAGGAGAGCGUGCGGCUGCACCAGAUCAACACCUACCUCAGCGACCGCAUCUCGCUCCACCGCCGCCUGCCCGAGCGCUGGAACCCGCUGUGCAAAGAGAAGAAGUAUGACUAUGAAAAUUUGCCCACCACAUCUGUUAUCAUAGCAUUUUAUAAUGAAGCCUGGUCAACACUCCUUCGGACAGUUUACAGUGUUCUCGAGACAUCCCCGGACAUCCUGGUAGAAGAAGUUAUCUUGGUAGAUGACUACAGUGACAAAAAGCACUUGAAGGAGCGCUUGGCCAAUGAGCUGUCAGGCCUGCCCAAGGUACGCCUGAUCCGAGCCAGCAAGAGGGAAGGCCUGGUUCGAGCCCGGCUGCUGGGGGCUUCCGUGGCCAGAGGCGAAGUGCUGACCUUCCUGGACUGUCACUGUGAGUGCCACGAGGGGUGGCUGGAGCCACUGCUGCAGAGGAUCCAUGAGAAGGAGUCGGCAGUGGUGUGCCCGGUGAUCGAUGUCAUCGACUGGAAAACCUUCGAGUACUUGGGCAACGCUGGGGAGCCCCAGAUCGGCGGCUUCGACUGGCGGCUGGUGUUCACGUGGCACGUGGUCCCCGAGCGGGACAGGUUGCGGAUGAAGUCCCCCAUCGAUGUCAUCAGGUCUCCAACGAUGGCUGGUGGGUUGUUUGCUGUGAGUAAGAAAUAUUUUGAGUAUCUGGGAUCUUAUGAUACAGGAAUGGAAGUCUGGGGAGGCGAAAACCUCGAAUUCUCCUUUAGGAUCUGGCAGUGUGGUGGGACUUUGGAAACACACCCGUGUUCCCAUGUUGGCCACGUUUUCCCCAAGCAAGCGCCCUACUCCCGCAGCAAGGCCCUGGCCAACAGUGUUCGCGCAGCUGAAGUGUGGAUGGAUGAGUUCAAAGAGCUCUACUACCACCGCAACCCCCGUGCGCGCCUGGAGCCCUACGGGGAUGUGUCGGAGAGGAGGCAGCUCCGGGACAAGCUCCACUGUAAGGACUUCAGGUGGUUCCUGGAGACUGUGUACCCAGAACUGCACGUGCCCGAGGACCGGCCCGGCUUCUUCGGGAUGCUCCAGAACAAGGGACUGAAAGAAUACUGCUUUGACUACAACCCCCCCGAUGAAAACCAGAUCUCGGGACACCAGGUCACUCUCUAUGCCUGCCACGGGAUGGGCCAGAACCAGUUUUUUGAGUAUACCUCCCAGAAGGAAAUCCGCUACAACACCCGCCAGCCCGAGGCCUGCGUAGCCGUGGAACCAGGAACAGACGUUCUCAUCAUGCACCUGUGCGAAGACACUGCCCCGGAGGAUCAGAAGUUCCUCCUGCAGGAGGAUGGUUCUUUACUUCAUGAACAGUCCAGGAAAUGUGUCCAGGCUGUGAGGAAGGAAGACAGCAACAGUUUUGUCCCGCUUUUGCGAGACUGCUCCAGCUCGGAUCAUCAGAAAUGGUUCUUCAAGGAACGCAUGCCGUAGAGCCGCGCUGUGUGGAGCCCCCAAGGCCCGCCCGUGCCCAGCAGAGCCCUAGAAGCGCAGGGUCCAGAGCCCUCCUCAGACUUGGCAGCUUCACUUUUAUAAGGAAACCGCUUUGCCUUUUGUGCACAUCUUGUUGCAUUUUGUGGAAAAAAAAAAAAAUGUGAAUGAACUUUGUGCUGAUGUUGAAACUUUAAAAAUGCUCCAAAAUAACCUAUUUUCUGAAGGUAACCAUAGAUGUUAACUCUUGCUAUUUGGAAAAUUGAAACCUUAUAAUAUUUUUUUAUCAAGAUGUAUAUUCUACAGCUGUAGCUUUUAUUCUCACUAGCAGAUACUCCCUUUCGGCACUUACAAGGGUUCCCAGGUGUGAAGAUGCCUGCAGUGUGUUUUGCACAAGCUGAUAAUACCUCAAAUAUUGGGCUGGAGUUUUCUCAGUGUGGCAUGACAGACGCUAGGAACGCUGCAUUCAUUCCUUCAGGCCAUUAAAAUUUAUUCAGUAAAGAACCCAUCUUUUUAGCUGGAUGUAGUGACCCAUGCCUGUCCUCCUAGCACUCGGUACAGAGGCAGGAGGAUCGUGAGUUUGAGGCCAGCCUGGAACAUAGUGAGAUCCUGUCUCCACAAAAACAGCAAAAAAUAAAGAUGCAUUUUGGUUAUGUGUUGGUGUUACUGUCGUAGUCAAACUUUAAUAUUCACGUUGGCCAAAGGAGACUAACCAAAGCUGAAAUCACAAGCAAUUUGAUCUAUCAAGAUGAUACAUGAGCCUGAGGGUGGGUCUUCUAACAGUACCUAGCUGGAGGGUGGCUGGCUGCUUCUGAUAAUUACUGCCAUAACUUUCAAACAUGUUUCUAGCAUUUUUACCGUGUAGAAUUGUCAGGGAGAAACUUAAUUUUUUUAUGUGCGAUUCAUUUUUAAGAAUUUGUUCCUUAAUAGUUGAUUAAUUCUUUAAUGUUGGAUUUUGCGCUGCAGCAGCUGGCAUGGAAGUUUCAGUAGUUUGGAUUUCAUAAUGAUCCCAGAUCAACUCAGAUCUUGUCAACCGGAUAAAGUUAACACGAAUGAUUAAAAAAGAAUCAAUGAGCA
Molecule: messenger RNA, 2636 nt
Organism: Chinchilla lanigera (long-tailed chinchilla)
Lineage: Eukaryota; Metazoa; Chordata; Mammalia; Rodentia; Chinchillidae
Gene: Galnt12
Product: polypeptide N-acetylgalactosaminyltransferase 12
Cellular component (GO): Golgi apparatus
Source: RefSeq, a predicted model, not a curated record